CAGCGUGUUGGAGCACCCAUGGGCAUGAAUAUUAGCAGCCCUGGCAGAUUUACUUUGCAUGGUGAUAGUGCUCAGGAAUAUGUAAGUUUAUUGAACCAGUGUGCCGGAAAGCAGCUUGUUCUGGCAAUUCUACCGAAUAAUCGGGCUGAUAGGUAUAGUGCUAUCAAACGCCACCUCAGCAUUAAAAUGGGCAUUCCUAGUCAGUGUAUCCUGAGCAGAACACUCUUCAAAAAGCAGCGUCUGAUGUCAGUAGCCACAAAAGUUGCUAUUCAGAUUAAUUGCAAACUGGGUGGUGAACCAUCGAGUGUCGCAGUCCCCAUUAAGAAUGCCAUGGUUAUUGGAUAUGAUGUCUACCAUGAUAGAGUCAGACGUGAUAUUUCAUACGGUGCGGUCGUGUCCUCCUUAAAUCAGCCAUGGACCCGUUACCUCUCCCAAGCAGCCCGCCAUGUUAAUCAGGAAGAGCUGACUGAUAAUUUUGCAUUAGGAGUUAAAAAUGCCUUGAGUCGGUAUUAUAUGGAAAAUGGCUGUCACCCAAAUUUGGUAAUUGUGUAUCGUGAUGGGGUUGAAGGACAGAUAUAAUAUGUCAAGGAGCAUGAAAUAGCUGCUAUUAAGAGGUGUUUUGAAGAGGUUUGCAUGAAGUCCCCAAAGUUUGCUUUUGUAAUUGUGUCCAAGAGGAUCAACACUCGAAUGAUUCUAGACAACAGAGGUCAACUAGAAAACCCAUUGCCUGGCACAGUGAUAGAUGAUGUCAUUACACUUCCUGAGAGGUACGACUUUUUCUUGGUAUCUCAAUCUAAUGAAGGAACUGUGAGUCCGACAUCCUUUAAUAUCACAGAGGACAGCAGCGGCUUGCAGCCUGACCACAUGCAACGCUUGGCAUAUAAACUUUGCCAUAUGUACUACAAUUGGCAGGGGACUAUACGUGUACCUGCCCCAUGUAUGUUUGCACAUAAGCUGGCAUACAUGACUGGCGAAAUUAUCAAUGGACCCCCUCACUAUGACUUGGUUGAUCGCCUAUGGUAUCCAAGUUUCAUUUUCUUCUCCAAGAUGUAACCUGCAGUAUGCAUUGACAGUCUUGAGUGAAAGCACACCACUUCUAGAGCUUAUGAUCCUGAUCAUACUGUAAUUCUUGAAUAUAAAGUUUAGUA
Messenger RNA from Cherax quadricarinatus, 1148 nucleotides. The record is from RefSeq and is a predicted model, not a curated record. Lineage: Eukaryota; Metazoa; Arthropoda; Malacostraca; Decapoda; Parastacidae.